AUGGGUUCCUUUGAGCUGCUGACGAAGUUCGACUUCGAGUACGCUCCCUCCAGCCUGAAGAAAUGGAGAUCUAAGCGCACAGGGCUACAGGCUGUUCUGAUCUCGAAGGACACACCCGUUGUUCACGGCCAUUUCGCAGUGGCUACUGAGGUGGAGGAUGAUUCUGGUACACCACAUACGCUGGAGCACCUGGUGUUCAUGGGCUCGGCUAAGUACCCCUACAAGGGCCUGUUGGACACGCUGGGGAACGUGAUGUUCUCAAACACGAAUGCGUGGACUGCUACUGACCAGACGGUGUAUACGCUCACCACUGCAGGCUGGGACGGGUUCAAGACCUUGUUGCCUGUCUAUCUGGACCAUGUGAUCAAUCCUACGCUGACUGAUGAAGCGUGCUACACCGAGGUGUACCACGUGGACGGUGAGGCCAAAGAGAAGGGCGUUGUGUUCUCUGAGAUGCAAGGCAUCCAGAACCAACCGUGGUUCCAGACUGCACUGGCAUCACAGAGGGCAUUGUUCGAUUCCAAGAGCGGAUACAGCUCUGAGACUGGUGGCCUGAUGGAGAACCUGAGAGUGCUGGACAAUGCAACGAUCAGGGAGUUCCAUGAGAGCAGCUACAGGGCAAGCAACCUGUGUGUCAUUGUCAGCGGUGUCGUUGAUGAAGAUGAGUUUCUUCGUAUCAUGGAGGACUUUGACAGUGAGCUUCCACCUGCAGAGGACAGCAAGAGGCCGUUUGUCGACUCCAAGGCCCAGAUCGCCAGACUUGACAAGGAGGUGGUCAAGGAGAUUGAGUUCUCUGAGAAGGACGAAUCCUACGGCGAAGUCAACUUCUCCUGGGUUGGACCGGAGUACUAUAAGAACGACGAGGAUUUGGCAAUCACGUUGCUGUUGGAAUACCUGUGUGACUCGUCGAUUGCCAUACUGACCAAGACCCUCGUUGAGAUUGACGACCCUUGGUCGAGCUACCUCGAGUACAACACGGACGAUUUCACCUUCAUCAUUGCGAACAUCAAGCUCAACGACGUUCCAACUGACAAGCUACCGCUUGUCAAGGAGAAAGUGUAUGAGCUGUUGAAGGAACAGGCCACCGUGGAGAAGUUCGACCUGGGAAGAAUGAGAGAGAUCAUAUUGAAUGCUAAGAAGAGACUGCUGCUCGCAGCUGAGAAGUCUGCGGACAUCUUGAGCGAUGCAGUGAUCACAGACUUCUUGUAUGGUGACCUGGAAGGAAAGGCCUUGACGAAGAACAUCAGCAGCUUGGAUGACUACAGAACAAUCCUAGAGUGGGAUCUUGAGAAGUGGGUCUUCUUCUUCAACUACUACUUGGUUGAGAACAAAGCUGCGGUCAUCAUUGCCAAACCUUCGAAGGUGCUAUACAAGUCCUUGAAAGACUCGAACAAGAAACUCAUUGAGGAGCGUAAGGAGAAGCUUGGUGAAGAAGGACUGAGAAAGUUGGAGCAGAAGCUCCAAGAUGCCCAGGCUAAGAACGAUACGCCAAUUCCUGAGUCGAUCUUGAAUGCGUUUGAGAAGCCAGAUCCAGCACGGAUCAAGUUCAUCAACACCACCACAGUUGGGCUUGGGUUGAACCGUGACGUUGAGAAUGACUUGAGUGAUGAAAACACCCAGAAGAUACUUAAUGACACUCCUGCAGACCUUCCUCUCUACAUCAAUGUCGACCAAUUCAAGUCCGAAUUCAUCUCAAUCAAUGUUCUGAUGUCCUCGCGUGAGAUUCCAGAACGUCUGUUGCCAUACUUUGACAUCUUUGUUGAGAUAUUCUCUUUGCCUAUGCUCGUCAAUGGUGAGACGAUCCCAUACGAGGAAGUUGUCAAGGGUCUCCAGAAUGACCUUGUUGACCACUCGUUAGAUGGUUCCUUCAAGAACCAGUUCUCCGAGGUCAUCAAUGCCUCUGUCCAGGUUAACAAGGAGAACUAUGCUAAGGCCAUUGAAUGGCUGAGAAAGAUCUUCUGGAAUACCGUCUUCGAUGAAACUAGAAUCAAAGUUACCAUCGAUAAGCUGAUCAACUCGCUGCCGUCUUAUAAGAGAAGUGGCGAAACCUUGCUCAACUCGAUCAACACCAAGUAUUGUCUCUCUAAGAGGUCUCUCAAAGCUUCAAGAGAUACGCUUUCGAAUGAGGAGUUCUAUAGAUCGCUCUCAUCGAAAAUCGCAGACGGUGAGUUUGCCUCGAUCCAAAGGGACUUGGAAACCAUCAGAGAAUGUCUUUUCAAAGCAAACAACUUCCGUGUCAUCCUUGCUGGAGACUUGUCAUCUCUUGAGCAUCCAAUACAGGCCUGGAAGGAAUUCCUUCCUGCUUCCAAGCUUACAAAGGAACCAUUGUUACCUGUGCCACGUACGUUCGAAGUACGCACGCAUGUUGGCGAGAAGUUGUCCAAGAAGGCAUACAUCAUUACAGCACCGGCCUCAGAGUCAACCUUCCUACUGGCCUCAACUAACAUUCCAACAGACUACAACGACGAAGAUAUGGCAGCACUGGCACUCACAUCGUCGUACUUGCAGGCUGUCGAGGGCCCAUUCUGGAGAGGUAUCAGAGGCACUGGUCUUGCAUACGGUGCCAAUGUAGGUAGAAGCGUCGAGUCUGGACAAUUGUCAUUUGACGUUUAUAGAGGUGCUAACGCUGUUGAGGCCUUCCAAGUGGCUAAGAAGAUUGUUGUCGACCUCGCCAGUGGUGAAACUGAGAUUGACAACACUCUCUUUGAAGGAGCCAUGAGUACGCUGGUGAAUACCAUUGCAAGCAGCGAAGGCAACUUCUUCUCGUCAGCCGGAGCGAAGUACAUGGACAAUGUCUUGAAGAAGAGAGGUCCUCAUUUCAACACCAAGUUUAUCAAACAGCUGAAGCAAGUUACUAAACAGGACAUGGUUAACAUCUUACAGAAGUACUAUGUAAAGAUCUUUGACAGUGAGACGUCUUCAGUGUUCGCAUGUACGCACACUUCUAAAGGGGAGGAGUUGAAGGCGUUCCUCUCCAGUGAAGGAUACGAGGUCAAUGUUGAGGAGGUGGCCAUUCAUGGUGAUGAAGAAGAUGAUGAAGAUGGCGAAGAUGAGGACGAUGACUCUGAAGAGGAAACAGGCAGCGAAUCUGAGAGCUACGAUGAGAGUGACAGCGAGUAG
Messenger RNA from Williopsis jadinii, 3120 nucleotides. It is a transcript of the gene SDD3, whose product is annotated as Sdd3p. The transcript has a single exon. The coding region runs from base 1 to 3120 and encodes 1039 amino acids. Lineage: Eukaryota; Fungi; Ascomycota; Saccharomycetes; Phaffomycetales; Wickerhamomycetaceae. The record is from RefSeq and is a predicted model, not a curated record. Gene Ontology annotation, molecular function: metal ion binding.